CAGAAUCAAAUAAAAAACGAAACAACUAAAAGACGCAACCAUCCCUCCACAAUCCACGUUCUCUUUCCUUCCGAUUCCUGCCUAUGCAGAAUAUUUUAACUUAGAUUCAAUCAUAAUUCAAAGCUUUUAUCACCUAUUCCCAUUUCUCUUUGUAUACCCAACCGAAGAGACUAAGAAUCGAGGAUAGAUUGUUCGAUCCAUAUUACCCAUAUGGCUUCUUUGAGCUUUACCCAGAUAAGAGGUAGGCACUCUCUUGCCGAAUUUGCCGCUGUCAGGACUCGCCAGACUUCUUUAACGAAUCAGCGGCUCAGAAACAGAAUUGGGUCGUUGCGUGUGGUGGCUGAUGCUGGCGCUAAAGGAGAGCCCGAUUUGAGUGUCACUGUUAAUGGGUUGCAAAUGCCUAACCCAUUUGUUAUCGGCUCUGGUCCACCUGGUACCAACUAUACGGUCAUGAAGCGUGCCUUUGACGAAGGCUGGGGUGCUGUGAUCGCCAAAACAGUGUCACUUGAUGCAUCAAAAGUUAUAAAUGUAACUCCUAGAUAUGCCAGGCUAAGAGCAGGUGCAAAUGGCUCAGCUAAAGGGCAGAUAAUUGGGUGGGAGAAUAUAGAACUUAUAAGUGAUAGACCUCUUGAAACUAUGCUCAGUGAAUUCAAGCGAUUAAAAGAAGAAUACCCAGAAAGGAUUCUUAUUGCUUCUAUCAUGGAGGAGUAUGAUAAAGCUGCCUGGGAAGAACUUAUAGAUAGAGUUGAACAAACUGGCAUCGAUGCCAUUGAAGUCAAUUUCUCAUGUCCCCAUGGUAUGCCUGAACGGAAAAUGGGCGCAGCAGUUGGGCAAGAUUGUGUCCUUUUGGAAGAGGUUUGUGGAUGGGUAAAUGCUAAAGCUACAGUACCAGUUUGGGCAAAGAUGACUCCAAAUAUCACAGACAUAACACAGCCAGCUCGGGUGGCACUAAGCUCAGGGUGUGAGGGAGUAGCUGCUAUUAACACCAUCAUGAGUGUAAUGGGCAUCAAUCUGAAAACCUUACGACCGGAGCCCUGUGUUGAGGGAUACUCAACUCCUGGGGGUUAUUCUUCCAAAGCAGUCCAUCCUAUUGCACUUGGCAAAGUCAUGAAUAUUGCCAAAAUGAUGAAGUCGGAGUUUAACCUUGAGCAGUACUCACUUUCUGGUAUUGGAGGUGUGGAAACCGGUAAUGAUGCUGCUGAGUUUAUUCUUCUUGGAGCAAGUACAGUUCAGGUAUGCACUGGGGUUAUGAUGCAUGGAUAUGGCCUUGUGAAGAAGCUUUGUGAGGAACUGAAGGAUUUUAUGAAAAUGCACAACUUCUCAUCAAUAGAAGACUUUAGAGGGGCCUCUCUCGAUUACUUUACAACUCACACAGAUUUGGUACGACGACAGAAAGAAGCAAUCGAACUUAGGAAAGCUGUCAAAAAAGGUUUGCAGUCUGAUAAAGAUUGGACAGGAGAUGGCUUUGUGAAGGAGACAGAGAGCAUGGUUUCCAACUAAAUUGCCAUUACAGUAAGCAUUCUCUCUUGUACAAUUAAAAUAAAUUGGACAUUUACAUUAUGUUAUGUUGAUAGCUGAACUUUUUUCAUCCUUUUCCCUUUAUAAUUCUGUUAAAUUAUAGAACAGGGAAAGUAUAGGAAUAAUUGAAUUGAUCUUGUAAUAACUUGUCUCGCGCUUGCCCUCUUAGAUGAUGUAAAGAAAAAAUCAGCACUGCCAUAUUAAACAAGUCGUUGACAUUUGUUCGAGUUCUGUCGAUAAAAAUUUUAAAAUGAUUGUUAAAAAUAAAGCUUUCUAAUUCUGUGAUUG
Jatropha curcas is the source of this 1806-nucleotide messenger RNA. NCBI's taxonomy places the organism in Eukaryota, Viridiplantae, Streptophyta, Magnoliopsida, Malpighiales, Euphorbiaceae. The record is from RefSeq and is a predicted model, not a curated record.